AUGUAAUUUGGAAUAGAUAAUCAAUAUUGGUAGAUCGGACCUAACUUCAAGGGAGUGAAGGUUAUUCCUCCAGGUGCUCAUUAUGUUUACUAUUCGCUGAAAGACGAAGAAUUUUCUGCAAGAAUGGGGUUCUUUAUUUAUAUUAAUCACAGAUAACCAGAUAAUUAAGAUGUGGUGAUAAGGAAAUGGAAUGAAAAAAAUUAGGAGUUUUAGUUAUUAGAUGAACAAUAGGAAGAAAUAUCUUAUCAAGAAGGAGUGAGAAAUAUGGAUUUUGAUAAAUACUUAGGUGUCUACCCAAUAGAUAAUUAUCAAUAAUGGCAAGGUCUCUCAAAUUUUAUAGACUAAAAUACUAUCAAAAGAAUUGAAUCAUUAAGCAAUGGAAUGAUUUUGAGUGAAGAGUAAGAAAGGCAAUUUAGAAUAGAAGAAGAAAUUUAAUAGCAAUAAGAGAAAGAGGAAAAUAAAGACAAUGAAUAAAAUGCGAAUGCAGAUUAUGAUGAUAUUGAGGAGACUAUUGAAAAAUUAGAGAAGUAAGUAAAGGAUGAGGAGAAAAAAUAACAGAAAGCUAAGAAAAGAGAAUAUAAAUACAAGGAUGCAUACAGUAGUCUCUAUUACUCAGAUAUUCCAAAAAGAAAGAUUAUAACGCAUCUUUAGGGAGAAGCACUUACUCAAGCUAAUUUUGAUAAGUCCAUUAUUCUGCAGGAAGUAUUAGAGAAAUCGUUUUAAAAUUAAGAAAAUAGUUUAUUAGGAGAAUUUUAAUUCGCCUUUGUGACAUUUUUGUUAGGUGAAAAUCUAGAGAGCUAUGAUUAAUGGAAGAAGAUAGUUAAUCUUCUAUGUAAUUGCGAAAUUGCUGUGAGAGAUAAAUUUGAUUUAUUCUACAAGUUUAUCCCUGUAUUUUAUGAGCAACUUAAAUAGCUACCUAAGGAUUUCUUCUAAGCUGAACUAAGCAAGGUUAAUUUCUUGAAUGAUAGCCUCAAGAACUUUAUUGAAAUAUGUUCGGAUUAAAGUAUGCCUAAAAAAUUAAGGCAAAGAAUUGAUAAACUAAGUUAAAUGCUUUCUAUUGAAUAUGGAUUUCUACCUAUUCUCUCUCUUGAAUAAAGGCUUAUCCAGCAAGCAUAAAUAUCAAAUCAGCAGAAGAAAUUUGAUGAUAUGGAUGAUGAUGAUUUACCUAUUGUUGUAGAUGAAUCAGAAGGUUUUAUUUCAUUCUGA
Molecule: messenger RNA, 1206 nt
Organism: Stylonychia lemnae
Lineage: Eukaryota; Ciliophora; Spirotrichea; Sporadotrichida; Oxytrichidae
Source: the annotation of a GenBank genome assembly